Molecule: messenger RNA, 924 nt
Organism: Aspergillus aculeatus ATCC 16872
Lineage: Eukaryota; Fungi; Ascomycota; Eurotiomycetes; Eurotiales; Aspergillaceae
Product: MBL fold metallo-hydrolase
Exons: 2
Coding region: 1-924 (307 amino acids)
Source: RefSeq, a predicted model, not a curated record
AUGCUCGAAACCCACCACCACAUCGCCUCCACCAAAGGCCUCUCAAGCAUCACCACCUUAAUCACCGACCCAACCACCGGAGCCGCCGUCCUCAUCGACCCCCCAUUCCUGCUCCCCGACGCCCACUCCGUCCUCCGCUGGAUCCAAAAAACCACUUCCGCCGCGGGGGGUGCCGACCUCAAAGCCAUCUUCGUCACCCACCACCACCCGGACCACUUCUUCUCCGCCAACCCCAUCCUCGACGCCUACCCGGCCGCCAAGUUCUACGCUGCCCCUUACGUCCUCGCCGGGAUCGAGCGCGAGUACGCCGAGAAGGUGGCUUACUGGCCCUCCGUGAUGGGCGCGGAGAACGUGCCGGCCACACCCCGGAAGCCCGAGCCCUUCCCCUUCAGCUUUUUCCUGAUGGAGGCGGCGCCCGAGAGUCCGAUUGUUCUGCUGGGACCGCUGCAGGGCGACGCGGUCGAUCAUACGGUGUUUUGGUUGCCCAAGGAGCGGACGGUCGUCUGUGGGGAUACGAUUUACGGGAGGAGUACGCAUGUUUGGGUCGAAGAACUCGAAACCCCCGCCCUCCUCGAAAGCUGGCGCAAGACCCUCGACCUGCUCGCCCUGCUCGAACCCACCAAGCUCAUCCCCGGUCAUUUGGAGGAAGGCUGGUCGCUGGACUGCGCCGCGGACCUGGCCCACACCCGGCGGUACUUGGACGUGUUCGCCGAGAAGGUGACGUACGCGGCCACCCAGCCGGGCGUGCAGGAGCUGUACGACUUCUUCCGGGACGAGUUCCCGCAGUGCCGCGAGAACCUGGAGUUCUUUUUGGGCCACCUGGCGAAUCAGUUCGGGGAGGGCGGGACGGUGUGGGAGGAGAAUCGGUGUCAGGAUUUGGGCGGGAGGACGGUGGAGGGGUUGUGUGGGUAUUGGUUCAAAUAA